Messenger RNA from Erigeron canadensis, 471 nucleotides. Its product is annotated as EG45-like domain containing protein. The transcript is spliced from 3 exons. The record is from RefSeq and is a predicted model, not a curated record. Bases 1 to 411 code for a protein of 136 amino acids. NCBI's taxonomy places the organism in Eukaryota, Viridiplantae, Streptophyta, Magnoliopsida, Asterales, Asteraceae.
AUGGACACAGCCAACAUAGUUAUAUUUAUUACUAUGUUUGUAUGCAACUUCAAGUAUGCAUUGGGGGACAUUGGUACUGCCUCUUCAUAUGACCCUCCUUACACACCAACCAAGUGUAACGGGGACCAAGCAGACCAAUUUCCAUCAGGGAACUUGUUUGUAUCGGUGAGCGAAGGGCUGUGGGACAACGGGGCAGCAUGUGGCAGGCGUUACCGGUUGAAAUGUCUUAGCGGGAGUAACAAACCAUGUAAAGACGGCACCAUUGAUGUUCGGGUGGUGGAUUUUUGCUCAAAAAGUAGAUCAAGCAGCCGGCCAUGUCCUUCCAGUACCAUUCUCUUGUCUAACGACGCCUUCUCUGCUAUUUCCAAAUCUCCACGGGCUAAAAUCAACGUGGAAUACGUACAGAUAUGACACGAUCUCGAUCGAAGACGACCACGUACUACUCUAAUAAUUUAAUUAAGCUGUAAUAUU